Diorhabda carinulata is the source of this 16121-nucleotide messenger RNA. RefSeq names its product bridge-like lipid transfer protein family member 1 (gene tweek). The transcript is spliced from 60 exons. The record is from RefSeq and is a predicted model, not a curated record. Gene Ontology annotation, biological process: synaptic vesicle endocytosis. NCBI's taxonomy places the organism in Eukaryota, Metazoa, Arthropoda, Insecta, Coleoptera, Chrysomelidae.
AUUAGAUAUCGUUUAAUUCCCUAACAAAUAAAUUGUUUUAUAACGUAUAGAAAAAUAUUAGAUCUAAUAAAAUGAAGUACGUGAAUAAAAAAAUUAAAUUUUUAUAAAAAAAACUUUAGUACACAUAUGACAAUUGACAAUUAACCUAAUUUCUAUAUAACUUUAGUCACAAACAACAUUGAUGUUGUCAAGUUUAUCUGCAUGUGGAUAAAUUAUAAUUUUUAUUUAUUAAUGAUAAUCCCUACAUUUCAAUUCGAAAUUAGGUUUUUAUGAAGAAUCCUUUGAGAAAAUUAGUUUACGCAUUUUAUUUUUAUUCAAAACAUUGAAUCUAAAACUUUUUAAGAGUAUUUUAUUAGAGAAUUUGUUAAUAUAUAACACGUUCAAUGUGAUCAAUAUUUUUUGAAAAUGACCAUUUUCAGUAUUGCAAGUGUAGUUUGAGAAAAAUCAACAAUUUUUGUUUCUUAAUAAGGGAAACCUGGAAUUUCGUAAUAACUGGCAAUGUCGAUAUAUUAUGACGAUGAUUAUACAGACUUUAUUUAAUCAAUAAUCAUCAAAUGUUUACCUAAUGACAGAUUUAAUCAACUAAUGUUUUUAUCCGGAAAAUAGUCAUAGAUCGUAAUGAUAAAAGGGGUCAAAAGUUAUACCAUUAUCGUUGCAAGUGUAGUUUCUUAAUGCACAAUUAUAUUUGUGCAAAAUGUAGUUAUUUAUAAAGCACAUUAAAUAUAUUUUUCUUAAUAAUAGUAGCAACAAUUAGAAAUAAUAUAAUGGAGUCUUCUACAUUUUCUCCAGAGUAUUUUACUCCAGUUUCCAAUGUAACAUCGAAGCAUUUAAAUUUAGAUGACAUCAAAAUGGAUUCAAACUUCGCAAUGUUACUUUGUAGUUUGGUUUUCGCUGUAUCUUGGGUCAUAUAUAUCACGUAUUACAAUUCUAGAGUUAUUGGAUAUGUUAUCACAAAAAUUGUUAAUAAACUAUUUAUUAGAGAAGGCUUUUUCAAAAUAGGAUCUUUAACUUUAAAUGCGCUCUCCGGGAAGAUAAUGUUCAGAGAUGUGGUAUAUAUUACCCACGAUUACACAGUGAGGGUUCAAGAUGGUUAUUUAAUCUUUAGAUGGUGGAGAUCUUAUGUUCCCAAGGAUGUUAGUGAAGAUUUAUCGCAUUCUGAUACAAGAUUAUCUGUAAUGUUAAAUGUAUUUGAACUUCAUGUUUACAACCGCUCAGAACUUUAUUCGAGAUUAGAAAAAGUUUUUGGUUUAAGUCCGACCAUAUUUCCAAAUAAUGAAAAACUUGAUACAGACACUGAAAAAAAUGAGGAUGGUGCUCAAGUGGCUCUGAAAAAAUCUUCAAAAAAGCAAAAACCGGAAGCUGCAAUGGCAAAAACGUGGAGAGAUUUGAUACCAGUCAUAAAGUGUGAUGUUUCAUCUAGUCGUGUAGUAUUUGGCAAUCACUUAAUCCCUACAACUCUAAGCAUAACUUUUGAAGAGUCCCACUUUGUUUAUUCUACCAAACCAGCAGUGUGCACCCUCGACAGAUUUAUGCAUUUUGUUAAAUGUAAAGCUGAAAAUGUUAAAGUUAUGUUAGCACCUAGUAUUAAAUAUACAGGAAUGUUAGACGAUCCUCCAAGGUAUAUGGGUGAAGGUUUUGUACUGAUGUCAACCAAUGAUGUGGAGUUAUAUUUUUACAUGGAUGAACCAGGAUUAGUACCUGAAGAACCUGUUUUAAUCACUUUAGCCAAUGGAGAAAUUGUGGAACCAAGUCCGCCACAAUGGGGAAUCGACAUUAAAUGUGGAAAAGGAACUGAUUUUAGCUAUGGACCUUGGGCUGACCGACAAAGAGAACACCUUUUCAAGUUUUUCUACCCUCAGGACUAUUUACCAAUGGAAGUAACUGUUCCACCUAAACCGGGAGAAAAAAGACAAAUGCAGUCUUUUGAUGUAAGAUUAUUGAUGCAAAAUGAAGCCACUAUAGAUAUAUUAUUUACAAAAGAUAAAGAAACUAAUGCCGUUCACAUCAAUGUAGGUGCAGGGAGCUAUUUGGAGGUUACCAUACCCUGGGUGACUUCAGAAUCAGGUUACACCACCGUGAUUAAAGGUCAACUAUUACAUUUGGAAUCGACUACUAGUUUGCAGUUUCGAGAUUUUGUUGAAAGCGAAACUUUGGAAUUUUCGAUUUUGUGUCACUAUCCCCUUGUAUGGAAUGAUCACCAGUUGUGGGAAGUUAACCUCACGGGAUGUAAAGCUACUAUUAAUUUAAUUUUCUUCCACAAAUGGUUUUUCACAGAUUUAAUAAACGAUUGGGCCUCAAAACAACGUCCGGAUUUAAUUAAUUUUGUUCCAUACACUUGGAGAUUUGGUUUAACAUUGAAACAUUGUGAACUAGUUACUCUAGUUAACCAAUACAAUUGGAUAGAUUGUAGCAGUGCAGGACAAAGAAACCGAUUAGAAAAUACUCAGCUAGCAUUAUGUGCUCACUUUUUACAUCUAUCUUUUGAUUUACCUUUUGAUGAAUACUUACCAAUAACAGUACCAGUUAAUUUGUCUAUACAGGGAGAGAGUAUAGACUUGAGUUUAUUUAUUCCUGAAUUCCACACCAGUCGUAAUAUAAUUUUAGCUCUAGAAAAACAUGCCAAAGUAUUAUCAAAAGAUGGUUCAACUACCAAAAAAACAGAAGCUAUACCAAAAUGGAGAAAUAUGUGUCAAAAAAGUUCCGGUUGGGUGGACUUCUGGUGGGUACCUAUAGGAGCCAUAAACAUCAUUUACACUUAUCAUCCGAGUCCCCCUCUAGGGCCUCAACCACAAGCUAACAUUUCCACUCCAGUGAAAGAAGAAAUAUUGUUAUCUCCGAUACGAUUUCCUCAUCAGAGAAAAAAUCGAAAACGUUCUCCGGAUGGCACAAAGAAAUUCGAUCCGACAACUCUACCAGCUGAUACGGUAAGCGUAGAACUGGAAAUCGGACCCUCUGUUCUUCUUGUUUACGGAACUGCUUUGAAAAAUUUCAUGAAUUUCAAGGAAAACAUUUUUGGGGAAUUUCAAAGUUUCACAGAUAUGCAAAAGGUUGUCAACUUAGAUGGGAGUAGCUCCGAUUUAAAAUCAGGAGAUAGUGACAGCAGUAUUCCAUUAGAACUUCGGGAAGAUUUUGAUCACAGAUACUACAGACCUCUAGCUGUGGAUGUAUCCAUAAUAAUGCAUGAUAUUCAAGCACAUCUUCUGAAAAAUUGUACUGAAAAGGAUCCACCAUGUCCAGUGAUUUUAUGCGAAAGAUUGGGUUUUGAAAUGAAGAAACGAUAUGACCAAACCGAAUUACAAUUAUUAUUGAGCCCUGCGGUGGUACUAGUUUCAGAUAACUUAAACAGAUCAUCAAAAGAUAAACAUCUCAAUCAUGGAAAAUUAACUUUAUCAUCAUUACAAAUCCGCGGUCAUGCCAUGUUCUCCGACGUGGGUCAAUCGUUAGAUCAAGAUACAGUGGAGUACGCUUGGUUGGUGGAAAUGUUACUAGGAAAAUUGAGCGGUAAAAUAACAACAGCUCAACUCUAUUCUAUUCUGGCGUGUCUAGAAACUCUAAUUUUGCUUAUAAUCGAUGACGAAAAUGAAUUGAACAGUCCCAAAGAUGAUGUUAUUUUGAGUCAACCGGUGGUAAAGAAAAAGAGUACACAAUCUGUACAAAAUGUUCACGUACAGCACGUACAACAAGCCAUUCAGCAACUAUUGCAACCAAAAAAUAGCGCUAAUGUUAGUAACAAGGCUGCACAAACCACCAAUGUAUCUAACAAGAGUGGUACACCUUUAGGAAAUUUAGGAAAUACAAAACCAUCUGUCAAAACAGACAAGAAAAAAGAAGAAGAAAAGAAAGGUUCAGUAAGAAGUAGUGUAAUGACAACAAUAGAAACUAAUGAAAAUUUAAGCGAGCACAAGUUAAAAUAUAAAUUGAGUAGAUUAGCAGUUGAUGCAGUAGAUUUUUGGCUUGUCGAAUCUGGUGCUGCACUACAGAUAUGGAUGUCUCCUGUUCGAUUAGCAACUUGUAAUCUACACGGUAAACAAGUAAGCUCUGGUUUAAGCUGUAUAAUAUACAGCAUGUCUCUCCGACAACUCGUCUGGCAUCCCCAUAAAUACAACCAUUCCAAGGUUAAUUAUGACACCAACGAUUUAUGGUUAGAAGUGGGUGCUGUAAAUUUGGGACCACUAAUUAUAGAAUCAGCAAUAUCUGCGGACGUUAAGGAACCUAAUCUGUUCAAUGAUCAACAAAAAUUUUUGAAAAUGCACGACGACCGUUGGAAAAAGUUGUGGUUUUUGUGGCCGAAUUUGAAUAAAACAACGGGAAAAUGUGGAUGUACCGGCGGUUGUUUAUUUUUCGGAACCAAUAUCAAUGGUACCAGAUUUUUCAAACCCAGCAAAAAAGAUUUAGAAGAAGGGAUGAACGUCGCUGCUUUUUGUGUGAAUCCCCCUGGGAGAGACUUGGGAUAUGGUCAAAGUAUUCUUCAUGAAGGAAUGUUAAUAUUCAGAACUCCCCCGUAUAUAGUAUCAGAAAUUACUCUCCAGGACAACCAAAUGGGAUUGAGACAGUCUAGAAAAUAUUGCGAAAGUCCCAAAAUCAUUCACCUAGAAAGAGAAAGAUCAGUGGAAAAAGAAAAUAUUAUCAGUGAUAAGAAAGUUAACAGAAGGUUCUCAUCAACGUCAAUUAAGAGUGCUUUAUUGAAAGAAGUUCCGUAUUCUAGACUGAUUGAAACCAGUCCCGCGAAUUUACCUACGAAAUUAGACAGCGAUUCUAAGCUACAAUGCGAUAAGAGUAAAUUGACAGUGGGUAGUGUUUCCUCGGAACCCCUACCUAAAAAUAGCGUAUCAGAUUCAAAAUUAGCCGUUGACUAUUUUAGCGCCAACUCUGGGGACUUCAAAGAACAAUAUUCAAUGACUCAAAGUGGCCCUCCAAGCAGUGAAGUCCCAGUUUCUCCGCAAUUAAUGAAUAAAUCAUUUGCCGGCUCCGAAUCCAACCAUUCCUUGAGUCGGAUGAGUUCUGAUGAAAGAUUGAGAAAAGAAGUACAAAGGACUACAUCCAUGUCAAGCGAAAACCAUUCUGAAGCUUUUUUUUCCGCAGAUGAAGAUAUAAAUUUGAAUUCUAGAAGCUCUAGCUUGAGGAAUUCAAUUUUAAGCGCACGAGAUCCGAUAAUGAGACAAGAUAGUAAUAGCGCUCCUACACAAAGAAAAAAGUUUUCCAGUGAAUUGAGUAUAGCUACAGACAUAAAUGGAUUGCCUCAUAAAUUAGCAACUGGACAAAUUAUUACACCAAACAGUGUACAGGACACAUAUAGAUUGAAAUUAUCGACCCAUAGAAGUGAUCACGAGAUACAUACCCCAGAACAUAGAAGUUUCGUUGCGGGAAAGCAAUUUGAUGAUCAUCAACGAACAGUUCAAGGACUUGUAACUCCUCACCGUUAUCCUACAGUGCGAUCUGUUAGUCCGAAACCUAUACCGGUAUCCUAUGACGAGAGCGAUUUAUUGGAAAAUUCUACUGAUGAUAUUGACGACGCCCUCGCCGAUUCCUCUGACAGUUAUAGCAAUAAUAGUUACGUGUCAGCUAUAGGAAGUCAAGAAGAUUUUACUUUGGUCGAUUUACAUAUGCAGGUUAAUAGAUUAAUAGUCGACUCACCUAUGUUGAUGUCCAGUUACGUUACCCAUUUGACACAGGUUAAGUGUAACAAUUGGGGCAGUAACGGACAGGUCGAUCAGUUUUCUCAACAUAUGUUCGAGAAGAAUGUUGAUAAUAAGUUGGUAUACAUUGGUGGUAGAUUUGUGCCUAAUAUGGAAACUGUCAAUGAUGGCAUAACAUCUCUAAAAAUGGUAUCUAGAUCAGAUAAUAACAAAACACCUACUUCACCUUUUAUGUAUGUUUGGGAUCAGGAAGAAUUAGAAAACGAGUCCGGGUCUAUUCAAGAAGAAGAACUAUUGGGUAAUCAAAAUGAUGGUUGCUCUAGGACUACCUUAAUUGUUAAAUUGAAAGGAGAUUUGGAUGUUAUGAUUAGUCCAUUACUUUUGGAAACUCUACAAAGAUUUAUAGAUGCUCUAACUCCAACAGUGGCCAACUUACAUCCUCUAACUGUUAUAAAUCACCUUCAUACUUCUUGUAUCGGGCAAGUUGAAUCCGCUAAUAUUUUAAAAACUACAGAAAAUGUCGCCAAAUUAUGUCAACCUCCCAAUGAAGAUAAUAAAGUCAAACCGAUGAAUGUGUAUGAGGAAACAGUUAAAACUCAACUACAAGCAGCAAUUUUUUUGCCCAAGGUGAAUGUUACUCUACUGCAAGUAUCAAUUGUUGAAGAGAUUAUUUCCUUCUCUGCAUUGGACAAUAUUAAAGAUCUGACUUGCGUUUCGUUGUUUUCUGUUUGUUUUGACAACAUUACAGUCAAAUUGCAUUGCGACAAACAGGCUAAAGAAGUACUACAGAAAUUCCUGAGACCAGCUGUGGUGCGCAGCGGUAGCAAAAAAGGAGCAAAUAGAGCAAAAACACUACUUGGUUUUCAAACAAAUACGAAUUCCGACGUUAUACAGUGCGAUCCAGUGUUUAUCGAAAGUUGUGAAAAACAACAACAGCAAUUAGUCAUUAGUUUGAAUAUAGGUAAAAUGCACGCUCAAUUAAGAAGAUUGAGAAACGAAAGUUCACUGUUAGAUGACGCUAUCAUCACUGCUAUACCCAAUUAUAAAUCAAAAGUAUUAUUUACACCUACCAAAGUUAGGUCGUUGUAUAGAGGAAUGGAAUAUUACUUACAGUCGCCAGAUUGUGAAAAUACGAAUAUUCUUUCUGAUGAUAUAAGCAUCGACGACAAACUGGGUUUCAUAAUGUUCGAAUGUGGUUUGGAAGGAGUCACAAUAAAAAUAGUAAAAAAGUCCUUGUUUGAACAUGUCGAAGAUGAUUCUCGUCCGCAGCAAAUUCCAGAAAAUGUUGAAAAUUCCGAUAAAUCCAUCCACACCACUCCCAGAUUAUCAGAAAACAAAGUCCAAGGACUCCUAACGCCUAAACUUAAAGAAAAAGACAGAAAAUCGACCCAAGAAGAUGUACCUAAUAAAUCAGACAAUGAUGUUGAAAAUAAGGAAAUAAUUCCAGUUUCUAAAGACAACGGAAAUGUAUCAUCUUGUAUCAUUGAGUUUCGUGUAGUGUGGUUCAACUUUGCAGCACCUCCUAGAGCUCCUAUAACCAGAAAGAUAGAUUAUACAAGAUUAGACUGGAAUUUAUUGAGCACGGCUUCACCUGCGAUUAACGCUUGGAUGAAUCCAAGUAACAGAUUAGCGAUUAGAGUAGUUCAUAUGGUCCGAACUAUGUACAAACGAUCUACUGCUACUAUAGCUUGUUUGAUGGCUGAAGCACUCGAAGGACAGAGAAUUACACUAACCAAGAGUCGUUACGGCAAGUUAACUCCGUUAGCUCAAACUUUACAAGAAGAUCCAAGCUUGCAACUAUGUUCAAUUUUACAAAAAUAUUAUUUAGACGCCGAACCGUCUCAAAUCGAAUCAAAUUUACGUGAAUCCGAAAUACCGCCGUUGUUUACUCUGCGACAAGGUGUAAUUGUUCUUAGCAGACAAUGGAAAAACACUCUGUAUACUCCUCUAAUGCCUCAACAUUCGAUAAAGAGUAGAAUAAAACCAGUCAAUGUUACUAUCACUGUACCUGAUAUACAAGAGGAAACGUGCAUGACGGACGGUGAGGUGAGCGGUAAUGAAGAACCUGAUAUAACCGACGAACAUGCGCGGUUGCUACAUGCCGGUAUCAUUCUUAAGCCAAACGCUCAUAGAAACAUGGCUCAAAACAAAGAGAUUUUUGGUACUUUACAACCGUCACCACAUAUAUCAAGAUUAGGGGAUUCAUCAAGUACGACACCACAAGUGGCUGUAGUAUCUGAAGGUGUUGAAAGUAUUUUAACAUCUCCAAGUCCACCAAUACCUCACAGAAAACGUAGAAAGAGUGUCUUACCGCCUCUCCAACCUCCUAACAGUAGCAGGGCUAGUGUCGUCUUGCCGCUUUUAACUAAUGCUAACCUGUUUGCAGCUAAACGUCAAGAUGAUAAUUUAUGUUAUGGUACCUUACGUGGAGAUAAAGCAUUUGCAACAUUAGGUUCCGAUCCUAGUGAUGUCUGUAGUCAUUCAAGUCCAGAAUUACCAUCCAGUCCUUUGCACAGAAAUUUAGCUCACGAACAUUCUUCAGAAGACUUGUACAGUUGGAUGGCUAAGCAGGAUGCAGUAACAUCAAAUUUAGAAGGUUGUUUGGAGUCUAAAAUAGAUACAAGUCACACUCAGUCAUCUGUAGAUCCAGAUACAUUACCAAAAGAAGAAGUAUCAGCACCCGGUAUUCCCUUCUAUCCCAUACAAGAGUCUGUAAGACUUUUGGACGCCAAUCAAGUGUUUCAACCUCUACUUUCUGGUCUCGGCGUGAUGCCUCAACAAUUAAGAUUCACAACAAUGUCAGACUCUGGAGCAGGACAUGAAGUGACGACAUUAGACGCACUUGGUUCGAAUUUCUGCUUAGUAGGAAAUAUGGAAACGAUGAGGAUCGAUAUAGUUGUUUCGGAACAUGGAAAGGUGGAAAAGAAAAAAGGAAAGAAUAAAGGCAAGAGGUUAUUUAUUGAAAUUAACGCCGACGAAUCACCGGCUUUUGUUUGCGAAAAAAUUGGCGUAGAAUUAGAAAUAGACAGGAUGACUGAUAUAGCCGUAAACGAAAUGAUGAAAACUAAAAAUGUGUUGUAUAUAUCAAGAGGUCAACUUAAAAAUCACACCAGUACGGUAAUUAAUUUCACUAUUGGGGUACGUUACAUACAUCAAAGGGUAAACAUGCCUCUACUACGAUUAUUACAUCAGAUCAGUAACAUGUAUCAAAACGUUAAAGAUACUCAGAACGAAUUAAGGGAACAACAGCCGGUUGAUAUUAGGAGACCAAAAACUAGCUCCAGUGAUCAUGCCGAUAUCAAACAUCAUUCAUCAAAUUCUGAUAUUCAUUUUCCUACUACAGACAUAUCGAAACAGCUCAGUUUAAAAAUCUCCGAUCCCGGCUCUUAUUCCUCCCAGCAUAAACCAGUUAUAUCACCCUCUCCUAGCAUACGUUCUCGUCCUCAAAGUUUCGCACAAAAAUUACGUUCUACGGGUAAAACUGUUAAAGGUUAUGUCAAUUUAAGCGAAGGCGCCGGUACCCCGAUGACCAUGUCCAGUCCCUCGGUGUCUGCACUAGAUCAUAUUACCGUUUCAUCGGACAAAAGCACCGGUAGAUGUUGGAAAACAAUUUAUUAUUUAUUGGAAUUGUACGCCAAUAUGCCGGAUACUAAAACUAUUAAACACAGAUUCUCAGUGGGGAAUAACGAUAUUUCGGAACAAUAUAAAGGAAGUAGAAAGUAUGAUAUCUUAACGGAGAUGAGAUCUAGUGAUUAUAUGGAUAAACAAGAGUUUAAUGGUACAUCUAGUAAAGAUAAUAACAAAGGUGAAGGUGAUAAUAAAAAAUAUAUUUAAAAUUUUGACAAAAAGGAUAUUUUAGGUUUAUCAAACGAGCAUACUAAACUGAUCGUUUUUGGGGUAGCUAGAAUCCACAGGACAAGACUGUUAGCCACACUAUCGGGAUUAAAACUAGAAGCCGAGAUAACGAGUCUUCAUUCAUCGUUAACUUGUCGAAAAAAAUCGUUUCCUCAGAUUCUAGAAUGUUCUCUAACAGGUCAAGUUGGUAGAACGAUGAUUGUAUUAUUGGAAGGCGUAGCACCGAAUCUACAAACCGUUGUUAAAGUUACUAUAGGAAAAUCGCAAGCUUUGUAUUCUAGCAUUACAAAACGACAAAAGGAUAAAAAUUCGGGUUUGCUCACUGUGGGAGCUGUUAACAUAGAUAUCCCACAACACCCUGUAGCUCUGCACGGAAUGGUAACAAGAGGCAGUAAACAACUGAGCUCCACUUUACAAGAGUUGAGGGUAACAAGAACUUCCAGCAGAUUGUCGAGGUUACCUAUGGAAGAUGAACAACAAAGCUCACCAAAUCAUAAUAUCAGAGAUGAACAUAUACCCAAUACAACAGUAAAUAAACCAAAUGUGAACGAAAAGGGGCUAUUGCAGCCUUUGGUAAUGCAAUUUUCUGUUAUUCUACAGAGUCUCAGUAUAACAGCAGCUCUUCUUCCAUCGUUACAAGCCCAAUACAAAAUGGAUCAAGUAAAUAGUACCGGUUUCACAGGAAGCAAAGCCAGAUUCACAAUAGACCUACCGCAUCAUUCCCUCAGUUUCACCACAAAAUUACCCCAAGGUUAUAACCAAAAUGAAAAAGCGGAGACAAAUUUACCUUCGGAAGCCAGUAUUGCGUUACCAGCAGUUCACGUUGUGGCUGAGUAUAUUCCGGAAAAUGCAGCGAGCGAAGUUAGAGGUCCGGAAGGGGUUAUUUUUAGAGAAGGUGGUUAUUUGAACGCUAACGCUGAUAUUGGAGUAUUUGAACAUAGUUUAACCACUGAUUUAUUGAAUCAUCUGGUAUUUGUACAGAAAGUUUUUAUGAAAGAAGUCAACGAAGUUGUUCAGAAAGUUUACGGAGGCGAGAGACCAGUACCUAUAUGGUUAGAAGAUUCCGAAGAACCGUCUAGUGUAAACAGACUGUUAUUUUCUUUGGUAAUUAAAAUGCAGAGGAUGCAAUUGACUGCGACGACAGCAGGAAGCUCAGCUGUUCGAUUAGAAACUGGUGCGGUUGUAUUGGAAGUAUCCAAUAGAGUUCAAAAUUUAUCCGGUUCCACUAAAAAGAAUGCAAAUACGAGACUUUUCGGUAAAGCUCAGGUGGAUCUGAAUGUUUCUUUGGGUCAAUUAAUAAGAAAUGCCGUUUUCGAGGAAGCCGAUAUUGAGUACCAACCAGUAGCUUUCUUUAAUACAAGAAUAGCCUUAAGAAACGCCUUCCAGGAUGAACUAAUUGAAGGUGAGGAUAAAGAAGUAGUAUUAAUAACACUCAAACGCCCUCUUAUUUACGUUCAACCAGUCGCCGUCGACAAAGCCAUCCUAGUAUGGCUGAAUUAUAAAAACGCUUAUGAUUAUUGGACAGAAAAACGUGCCAAUUUAAACAAAGAAGUUCUGAAUGCUACCCAGCAAGUCUACGAAAAAUUCCAGUUAGGUCAAUUAACUAGCCAGCUGAGCGCACCUUAUGUGGGCACCUUGUUUUUGCAAUUAACCGUUGAAGACAUGGGAAUCUGCUUACCAUUGAAUCCUCUACCUUUGGCCACUUGGAAUCAAAGAAAUGUUUAUGAUGAUAAUAGGGGAGCCGUGGUUAUCACAUUGGAAAAUACCAGUAUAUCAGCUUGUAACUCUGGAUCCCUUGUGAGCAAAGGUAAAUUUUCCAAUCUUUGUCUUCGUUUCGCUGAAGAUUUUGAAAAUUCUCUCGACGAUUGGAAACCUGACAUGACAGAUUCAUCCAUCAUGAAUCUAUGUGUAGUUAGCGAAGGCACCUACGAAGUGUGUUCUCGAACCAUAGCCGCUAAACAACCUAAUGAAAAUGCGAAAUGGUUUUUGAACGUUCAGUGGCAGAUGGAAGGAGUCGAUAUUCAACUGGAUACUAACGUGGGUAAACAAUUAUCAGCUUUAGGUCAUACCUUGACGAUGUUAACUGGCGCUGAAGAUACCGGAAUUCCCGUAGAUUACGAUAGCGACGAUAAUGAACCAGGGGAUGGUACUAGAGCUUCUCAAGAAAGUAUAUUACCUGCUUUCAUGUUCGAUCCAACGUUGGAUAAUAAGAGUAGGUCUAAACUUAUAGAAAAAGAAAUGAACGAGCAAGCUAAAAUUAUAAAUGAUCUAAGAUCACUCGGAGCUUCCCAUGGUACUAUAGAAAUGGAAAUGAAGAGAUUACAAGAAUUGGAAACUAUGGUUUAUAAAGAUUUUAGAAGGGAUAUGCUGCAGAAACUACGUAGACAGAGUGUAAGAGCCUCUUCUAUUAAAGGAAAAUUUGGUUUGGGCUCUAAACCAACUACGUUCAGAUCAAAAUCCUUUGUGGCACCUAGUCCUAUGCCAGAAGGAAGAGACAGCCCUGAAAUAGCAAAAACCAGCAUUGAAACAAACGUAGCCAGUAGUAGCUAUGAAAGCUCACCUAGAUCUGGACCUUCUCGAUCUGCUUCAUUAAGGGUAAAAGUUGGUGACCCUGGUCCUAGAGUGACUUUCAGCGAUACACAGACAAUGGGAAGGCAAAAAUCAUUACCUAGUGCAAGUUCAGAUCUAAGUCUACCAGAAACGCAACUAGGUGAUUGGGUAGACCAAAUAGAUAUAGACGGAGAAACUGUUACACUGAGAAAAAAGUUACCAGCAUCUUAUGAAUCUGUAGAGGGGUCGGUUAUGUCUGAUUCUUUCUCUGAUCAAACUCUGGGCUCGAGUCAUUUCCAAAGUGGUAAUAUCAAUACUUCAUCUUUAACGCAAAAGGCUCCAGAACCAAACAUUGAUCUAGAAUUAGACGUUAAAGUUUUUAUAAACAGUGGAAGGUGCGCGCUGCAUACCAAAGAUCCUGCUAGAGAAGAAGAAAACAAAAUAACUCGCAUGAGAAAAGACAGAAGUUGUUCCGCUGGCCUUCUGGAAUUUCCUUCUUCUUCUAGUCCCGAUGCCAUUCGUAAGAAUAAAGAAAAACUAUCAAUACAAACCAGUACCAGUAAACUUAGAGGUUCUGGGCACAAUUCCGUUUCAGAGAUAACAAUUUUCCAUAUACCAGGCAUGGAUGUAAAAAUACAAUACCAAUCGAAGGUAAUUACUGAAGAUACAUCUUCUUCUGAAAGGAACGAGCCAGAUUUUGAGAAAACAUUCCAGCAGACGCCAAACAAACCUUGUGGAGAAUCCGAUCAAGUUAGAAUAGAUAGAGCAUUUAAAAAACAAGAAACUCAUUCCGUUGAUAUGAAACCAAAGUAUAUAUCUGAUUUCGAUUUAAAGAAUUCCAGUUCUAUGCAAGGAAUAACGAAUCCCAAUUACGGACACAGUCCAACUUCCAGUAAAACCAGUUUAGAUGAUCUGCAGUUUGGUAAUUUCACUCCUCCUGGUGAAUAUCAAAAACCUGUGACUGGUAAUGUUUCAUUCGGUAAAAAAUGUGGUGUGAAAAAAGCUUCUUUGUUCGCUUGGAUGACUUUGCAAAGUGUACCAGAAGAAACUAUAAUCAGCCCCCAUAUUUUGGAAUUUUUAGAACAAACUUUGGAACCGAUUCCUAUAAAAACUAUAUCUGAUACAGAUACAUCAUUAUUAACAACGGAACAAGAUUUGACAAAUUAUGGGAAUUAUGUAUAUGCCAGUUUCCCGGUAGACGUCAUAGUAUAUUUCCACAUGCAACCAAGCACAUUCCGGUUCAGCUGUUUACCUGUUUCGAGAGUCGAAUGUCUUCUGCAACUACCAUCUCUAGAUAUCGUUUUCAGUUCUAAAAGAGCCGAAGAUGAUCUAAUUUAUAGCGAAUUUGGAGACGGUGCACCUAACACGGCUGCCUCUGCUGUCGGUGGUCUGAGCGUAACUAGUUGUCUUUCCGAUUUCUCGGUGUACGUUUUCCAUCCAUAUGGAGGUAAAAAAUCUGCCAUCAAAGAAGCGCAAUGGUCACCUUUAUCAGAUAGUGAAAGAAAAGAUUCGCUCUCCAUUAACGUGGAAUUUGUUAAAUUUCAUCUCUCCCGUUCUAGAAUGCUGAAUUUCAAACAAGAAUCCACAAAAGGCAAAGGUGGUGAUCAAAGUAGAGCCGUUAUUAGAUUCUCUACUAUUAUCGAUAUAGGUUCGGCGUCUUUUAAAUACGAUAUGAGACGUUUAACAGAAAUAUUAGCGUUCCCAAAGGCAUGGUAUAGACGUUCUAUAGUACGUCGUAUGUUCCUAGGAGACUUGAGCAUGUCUACGCCAUUUAAUGAAGAAGAAGACACAUUUUCAUCUCACAAUGCAUCACCUAAUCUAUCCAGAGGUCAUGAAAGAUCUAGUAAAACUGACAAAUCGUCCCAUUUGAAUACCAAUGACCGUCACAAAAUGAACACAGACUCCGAUCAUGUACAAAAUAAAUUGAGAGAUAUGGGAAAAACUAUGAGUAUAGAAUCAAAAGAUCUAGAUACUCCGAGUCCUUCGGAACACAAAAAUUGUUCAGCUUGGGAAACUUUAGUCUUAUUUGCAGUAAACUUCAAGAAACUAAAUGUUCACAUGAAUAUGGGAAAUGUUAUGGGAAACGUUUCUUGGUUGACGAAGGAAUUUAGAAGUGAUGGUAGAUUAAGUAUUGGUUCAACUGGACAUAAAAAUUUGUACAUCGCUCUAGGUCUUGGAGGUUCAGGAUUAGAUGCAAAAGGAGGUAUUGUCGGUGGUAAUAUCGAAAUAUCCCGCAUCAAUACAUAUAUUUAUAUCCGAGAAGAGGCGAAUGUAGAACCUGACCACAAGGUAGGAUUGCGACUACAUGCACUAGAACUGCGUUUGGACUAUAUGGCAACAUCCGUACUGAUGUGUAGAGUCAGUGAUUUGAAUGUUAAUCUUCGAGACGAAUGGAAACUUAAUAAAGUAUCUUCCACAAGAGAUUCAUUUAUGCCAACUCGAAGACCAGCAAAUAUUUUCAUGCAUGGAGUACUUGGUUGGGAUCAACUACAGAUGAUGAUUUCGAAAUCUACAACUGCGGAUUUAUUAAAGAUGUUCAACAAAUUAGAAGAAUUCUUCUCACAACAGUUCAAUAGCAGUAAAAGAGCAUUUAGUAGUUUUGCUGGAUCUGGAAGACCUUCCAGGAUAACACCGCAAAGACAAAAAGAACCUGUCCCACUUCCUCCUUCCCAAUCUACAUCAACUACUGACGCUAGACAUCAUCGUCAUUGGCAAAAAGUCCUUGCUCAUGUAGCAGGUUUACAAUUGAAAACUAUGCCAUCACCUUUACCAUCAUUUGGUACAGUCUUGGGUGGUACAAUGGAACUACAAGGAAAUAAUAUAUCUCUGGCAUGUUUUCACGGUAUAAAUUUCAAAAGCAAAUCGUGGGCUCUUUUCAGUUUGAAAGAACCAUGUAUCAACUUCAAUACGGAAAGUCAAGAAAUCCCCGCUAGUACUUCACCAGAUGAAAUUCCAAAACAAGAUGUGCAUGUUGUGCAAACUCUAACCUGCAGCUUAGGUCUAAGUACAUAUAAAACACAUUUGUCAAUGGCAACUGUUUGUAAAGUAUCUAGAAGUGUAAUAUUUCCACCACAAUUCAAGACUUUACAAGAGUGGUUCCAUUAUGCUUUUGCCAAUAGUCAAAUUGAUGAAGUCGAUAGGUUUCCGUCUUUGGAGAAGGAAAAGUUGGACGGAUCUAUGGAAAGAUCGAGAGGAACUUGCGCUUCUCCAAAACUGGCUGAUCAUAAUCAUAAUAGAGAGGUUAUAUUUGCGCUUCCUAGUUUGCAAUUCCAUCUCAAGACCGAACAUCUACAAUCAGCGGAUGUACCGGAUCUUUCAGGGGAAAAACCAAUGGUGGAUUGCAGUUUCAUUACAGAAUUUGAAGAUCAUAUUUUCGUUACAGUAGAUGCCGAAGCCUUUUUCUUUUUACACGAUCUAAUCACUUCUUACGUUAAAGAAAAAGAAAGAGUGCUUGGUGGCAUUGAAAAACGCAACAUGAACGACCAAGAGAAACCAAAACCACUUAGCGAGACGCCGAAGAAAGGUUCAAUAGACGUAGAUAUUUUUGCAAAAGAUUGGCGUAAUUACAAUUGUAAAACUUGGCAUUUGGAACCUACUGUACGUUUACUAAGUGUUGCAGGGAAAUAUAUAGAACCUUACGGUAUAGAUUACAUCUUACAGAAAUUAGGUUUCUCUCAUGCAAGAAUUACUAUUCCUAAAUGGAUGCAAAGAGGCUUCAUGGAUCCUUUGGAUGCAAUUUUGGCAGGAUUGACUUUGAGAAUGGUGCAAGUAGUAAAAGGUGAUGGAAAUAAAGACAAAGAGAAAGAAAAAGCUAUUGAAUCGAAGAAGAUUUAAGCGUUACGAGGCUUUUUGCUUAUAGUUACCCUUAUAUUUAAAUUAUGUUCUUAUUGUGAUAUUUUUGGGUUGUAUCUUAUGGGAAAUUGCUGGGGUGGAUGCAGAAGAAAUAUUGGUAUUUUUAUAGAAAUUAUAUAGUACCAAAUAUUAUUUGUUUGUAUUUCAUAUGAAUAAUUGUGUUAAUAAGCAAUUUGUUAUUUAUUAUGUUGAAAAUUAUUAACUGAAGAAUAAAGACCUGUAUCAGUU